GCUGGGCUUGAUCGCACGCCACUGCCGGAGCCGCCAGCCGUGGGACGUCCUUGGCAUUCCCGAGAGUGCCGGCAAAGACGAGAUCAAGCUGGCCUAUCGUCGCUUAGCCCUGAAAUAUCACCCCGAUGUAGACAAGUCCGAGAUGGCCACGGCAAGAUUUCAGGAGAUUCAGGUUGCCUACAAGAAGAUGCUCUCAGGCAGCAGAUCGCCCGGCGCUGAGCCAAGGGCGCGGUGGAGACAGGCUGCUGCGCAAAGGAGAGAGCCCACCACAGCGAAGAAAGCUGCUUCCCCAGGGCGCAGUUGGUCAAAGGGCGCUGGCGCCAAUGGGGCACAACCGAUGGAUACGUUUCGUAUCUCUGACGCGCUGGAUGGCCUUCUGCCAUCGCGUGAGACCAUUGCGUACGCCAUGAUCUUCCUGAUACUGGCGCCCUAUGCGGCAGGCUUGGUCUACGGCCUGGGCAGUCUGCUGUCCAAGGUCUUUCCAGGAUGA
Molecule: messenger RNA, 490 nt
Organism: Symbiodinium pilosum
Lineage: Eukaryota; Dinophyceae; Suessiales; Symbiodiniaceae
Source: the annotation of a GenBank genome assembly